Molecule: messenger RNA, 1743 nt
Organism: Xyrichtys novacula (pearly razorfish)
Lineage: Eukaryota; Metazoa; Chordata; Actinopteri; Labriformes; Labridae
Source: the annotation of a GenBank genome assembly
AUGAUCUUCACAGCAGAGCAGGUGGCAUGUGUUUGUGAGGUUCUUCUGCAGAGCGGUUGCAUGGAUCGCCUUGCUGGCUUUCUGCACGCUCUUCCUUCUCCCUUUUCUUCCUGCGCCUCCUCCUCUUCCUCCACCCCUCACCCCUGGGAGCUUGAGAGUGUGCUGAAAGCUAAAGCUGCAGUGGCCUUUCACCAAGGCCGCUUCACUGACCUCUACACCCUGCUGGAGGGCUUCCCCUUCUCCACAUGCAGCCACCCACUCCUGCAGCAGCUCUGGCUCCGAGCCCACUACAUCGAGGCUGAGAGGCAAAGGGGCCGACCCCUGGGAGCUGUGGGGAAGUAUCGUGUGAGGAGAAAGUUUCCUCUUCCAUACACCAUCUGGGAUGGAGAAGAGACCAGUUAUUGUUUUAAGGUAGGCAAAAUCUCAUCUUCUGGGUGAUCCUGGAUGUGCUUUUCCACCUGCUAUUUGGCUUUUUAGGUUAAAUUUUAUUCAAAACUUACCAUACAGUACAGCUUUUUGUUGUGUAAGUCCUGAAACUAAAGAAUAUCUCAAAUUGUAAAAUGUAAAAAGGACAAAACAGUCAUACCUUUCCCAAGAAGACAGAAUUCCUAACAACCGCCCUGUUUAGCUGGGUUAAUAAGCACACACUUGUCUGCUUCUCUGUCUUUGUAUAUUUUGUGUUUGAGUAAGUUAUGGCUCUGUGAUUAUGGACUCAACUUUCUCGCAGGAGAAAUCACGGAGUAUACUCAGAGAGUGGUACAACUCUAAACCUUUUCCAUCCACUCGGGAGAAACAGGAGCUGGCAGCGGCCACUGGACUGACCACCACACAGGUCAGCAACUGGUUUAAGAACCGCAGGCAGAGGGACCGGGCGACGGAUAUUGACGGGUCAGUAAGAAACAAUUACUGCUGGUUUUGAUUGGCAUACACAGAAAUGUUAAGUUAAAAGUAGCAAAACUGUUUUUAAAAAUUAAUCAAUAAUUUUUAAGCACCGGCUUGUGUGAUCCAUUAUUAGUUUUAGAUGUAAAAGAAAGAAGAAACAAGACAAGAGUAAUAACAAAGCAGCACCCUUAUGUGGUUAAAUUAAAACAAUGUUUCAGUGUUUUAUUGGAUGAAAUCAGAUAAUUAUUACAUGUUUCUUGUGCUCCACCUCUUUAUUCAGUUUGGUAUCCUGCUCGGUAAGAACGUUGGGGGAAAUCUGCUCUUCGUUUGACAACGACCCUUCACCUCCUCGCAGCCCACAUCCUCCACCACCACCUCUCUGUCACCUACCACCUUCUCUGCAUCACAUAAACAGAGCCCUCAAAUGAGUCUGUCCCCUUUUAACCUGCUUGUGUAAACUGAUGAAAUCUUUCAACCUCUGAAUUAAAUCAAUUCAUUUUACCACCAGUAAAACAUUAUUUGCAAAUAAUUACCAAAACAUGAAUGUGCAGGCAUUGUUGAUAAAGACGCCAUGGUUCCAUGCUGGCAUAGUGUUCUCCUUAUUGAAAAAUUGCUACACCUUCUGUGAUAACAUCAGGUUUUACUGUCUUUGACUUCCUCAUGAUGCAUCAAUAUUAAGAUACAUUGAAUAAAACCGCUGUUUCUUACCUGUAGAUGUUUUCAUGCACUUUUUGCCUGGUUCAUGUCAACAUUUGUCGGAUUUUCACACAUACCGCGCAGGAUAACCAUAGAGUAUAUCCAGCAUCUAAAUACAGCAGGUCACAAGGCCAAAAGAUCCUCAUUGCUGAUGGAAAUCUCAAC